Messenger RNA from Physella acuta, 1972 nucleotides. RefSeq lists its product as uncharacterized. Lineage: Eukaryota; Metazoa; Mollusca; Gastropoda; Physidae. The record is from RefSeq and is a predicted model, not a curated record.
GAACCAAGUAUGGUAUAUAUGACAAGGACUCCACCUUCGAACCACGACCGAGUCUGCGUGAUUCUCUAUUGGUGAAGUUCGCCCUGUGAGGGAACUAUCAUCACAGAUUCACUAGUCGUUCCAGCAACGUUGCAAUUGUCGCUUCAAGAAAAUCAAAGAUGGAUAAAAGCAUCAUCUUUGGAUGUGGAUUCUUACUGGCGGUGCUCUCAGUGGCAGCCACAAGUACCACUUCUACUGUAUCUCUAUUGGAUACAUCGUUUACCUCGACCUCAACAUCUGCACCUAACUCGGGCACAACCGCUGACUUGUCCACAGCACCUAACUCGGAUACAACAACUGGCGUGACCACAACACCUAACUCGGAUACAACAACUGGCGUGACCACAACACCUAACUCGGAUACAACAACUGGCGUGACCACAACACCUAACUCGGAUACAACAACUGGCGUGACCACAACACCUAACUCGGUUACAACAACUGGCGUGACCACAACACCUAACUCGGAUACAACAACUGGCGUGACCACAACACCUAACUCGGAUACAACAACUGGCGUGACCACAACACCUAACUCGGAUACAACAACUGGCGUGACCACAACACCUAACUCGGAUACAACAACUGGCGUGACCACAACACCUAACUCGGAUACAACAACUGGCGUGACCACAACACCUAACUCGGAUACAACAACUGGCGUGACCACAACACCUAACUCGGAUACAACAACUGGCGUGACCACAACACCUAACUCGGAUACAACAACUGGCGUGACCACAACACCUAACUCGGAUACAACAACUGGCGUGACCACAACACCUAACUCGGUUACAACAACUGGCGUGACCACAACACCUAACUCGGGCACUACCACUGGCGUGACCACAACGCCUAACACGGCCACAACAACUGACUUGUCCACAGCACCUAACACGGCAACAACAACUGGCGUGACCACAACAAGAUCAAGUUCUGACCUGCCCACGUCUACAUUUUGUCCAAUGACAUCUGCUACUACCACAUCCCUCAGCACUUAUACUUAUUCAACUUCGUUGUAUGGAUCGACUACACCAAUGUCUGAUACCGGCGCCCUUCUGAGAGCAUUCACACCUAUGUUGAUGAUCCUGGCUUUGAUUUUGAGAUGGCUUUUGUGAAAUGUUGAAAUGGCUCCUUGAAAUGUUGAAAUGGCUCCUUGAAAUGUUGAAAUGGCUCCUUGAAAUGUUGAAAUGUAUCAUCGAAAAGAUUAAAUUGCUCGGCGAAAUAUUUAGAUGGCUUUCAAUUAGGUAUUUUCUCGCUGAUUUACACUAGCCAACAGUUCAAAUCUUUUAGGGACUUAUUUUUAAAACUUCAUUUUAGUAAUUAGUAUUUCGGGCAUCUAUUUCCUGUUUUAAACAAUCAAUUCUUCUGUAAAACAAAAAUGCAUGUACAAGGAAAUUGUAAAGUUUAAAAAGAAAGAAAUUUGUAUUUUCUAUUCAGAGCUUAAAUGUAUUUUGCAAUAUAUUUAUUAAUUUUUUACUGAAAAUAAUUGGCCUAAUUGAAACUUUUUUUUUAAACAUAAAAUUUAAAAUGUUCUCUAGUACAUAAAUGUAAAUAUUUUUUUUUAAAUGGGACUUUUUUAUAACUUCUAAAUUUCCGGUUGUAAAAUAUGUUAUAUCUUGAAUUUCUACAAAAUUUUCCGUUCGUAUGCUUACAUCUAUUUUUUGUUACAAAUUUAAAAUCGCUGAAAUCUAUAGAUGACAAUUGACAUGACAAUUCUUGUAUGUAACAUUCCCGUAAUAAAGCGCUGUUUGUACGGAAAUCUUCCAAUCUAGGUAAAUGAUGUUCAAACAGCUGUUUUGUUCAACUUCAUCUAAAUCUUUAAAAAUAUUAUUUUUUAGGAAGAAAAAAACAAGAAAUUUGUCCAAAUUUGAUACUGUCAUAUUUUUUACAUCGUUUUAUUAUUAUGCGCCAUAGUUUUUAAUAAUUAGUU